Fasciola hepatica (liver fluke) is the source of this 780-nucleotide messenger RNA. The record is from the annotation of a GenBank genome assembly. NCBI's taxonomy places the organism in Eukaryota, Metazoa, Platyhelminthes, Trematoda, Plagiorchiida, Fasciolidae.
AUGUUCCAAAAGCUACAGCUUUCAGUCUGUAAUACUGUGAGAUUCAAUACACAAGAAUGUGCAGGACAGCCAGAGGAGCCAAUGGCUUUGGCUGGAGCAAUUGUCCAUGAUGGAAUGACACCGGGAAGGACUACUUGUUACUUUGGACCGAAUGAUCCGGUACAUUUAGGCAACUGUCCGAAAUUGACACUACAUGAGUACUCAUCUGUACGUGAAGAACUCAUCGACAAUACGGAUCCCAAUUUACGGGUUGCGAUGGUCGUUCCUGCUGAUCCAAAAUUACUGGUAGAGGCGAACUGUUCUAACUACGAAAAAAUUCGGCGAACGGCACUGCAAACGUCAUCACCUGGAUUGAAAUUACAAAUGCUGUUUGAUCCAUUCAGCUCUUCAGUUUCCGAACUAUCGUACGAAUUCACGUUGACCAGUUUUGUUAUCGGACCAUCGUUUAACUGUCCGACGGGAACUUUUCGAUGCUGGAGCGAUCGCAGUCGCUGUAUACCGGAAUCUCUGACCUGCGACGGAGUGGACAACUGCUUUGAUAAUUCGGAUGAGAACAACUAUCUGUGUACUGGUAGAAUUAAUGGGAUUCCAAUACCGCUGUUCGCAAUAAUCAUCGCAGUGUCAUUUAUUGCAUUCGUGCUCGUUGUGACAACCAUUGUGUUUGUACUUCGAAAACAAAAGACGAAAAUUAAGAAGGAAGAACACACCUGGGUCGACAUGACUAUCCGCCAUCCUCACAGCGUAAAAGAACGUGAGCCGUUGCGACCUGUGAUUUCCUGA